Molecule: messenger RNA, 772 nt
Organism: Malaya genurostris
Lineage: Eukaryota; Metazoa; Arthropoda; Insecta; Diptera; Culicidae
Gene: mRpL43
Product: large ribosomal subunit protein mL43
Exons: 2
Coding region: 58-612 (184 amino acids)
Biological process (GO): mitochondrial translation
Cellular component (GO): mitochondrial large ribosomal subunit
Molecular function (GO): structural constituent of ribosome
Source: RefSeq, a predicted model, not a curated record
GUUUUCACCGCAGCAUGAUUUUAUAUUCAAAAUCUGCAGUGCCAAUUUCUUGAAGAAAUGUCCAAUUCACAUCUGUUUCUGAAAUCCGGCUUCCCGCGGGCUCCGCUGGCCAACGGUGUCGGUCGGUAUGUUUGUCAACUGCAGCGCAUUACGCUUAAGUACUGCAAAAACAACGGUUCCAGUAAAGGAAUGCGUGAUUUUCUGGAGAAUGAUCUGAUCGAUUUCACCCGAGCCAAUCCGGGUGUUGUGGUGUACGUGAAACCCCGACGGCACCGGACAGCCGUGAUGUCCGCUGAGUAUUUGAACGGAGACAAACAGUGGGUUAACUGUCGAAACAAUACUCGUGAAGAAAUUCGUAAAUGGAUUGAAGUGCUGAAGACACAAGCUGGCAAUUCCAGCGAUGUUCGGUUACGUAAACUCUGGCACACCGAUGUACCGUCAGUACAGGGACCAUGGACACCAUUUACCCAUCAGCACCCGUCGGCUAAUGCUGUGCAGUAUCCAUGUCCGGAGUUGUCACGGUUGCAGGAGAAGGAAAAGACUGCUACUGAGAAGCUGAUAGAAAUGUACCAAAAGCAGAAAUUGAACGAAGGAAAAUCGGAACAGUCGUGAGCAAGGAUCGUAGUGAGAUAGCCAUGGAUUAAAUGUACUUCAAAACGAGCGUAUUGAAACUUGAAACGAGUUGUGACCAGAGAUGCCAUUUAUACAGAUUUAUCUGUAUUAUACAGAUUUUUACAUGCGCAUACAGAUUUCAUACAGAAUACAGAUUUCC